Molecule: messenger RNA, 2330 nt
Organism: Phytophthora sojae
Lineage: Eukaryota; Oomycota; Peronosporomycetes; Peronosporales; Peronosporaceae
Exons: 2
Coding region: 1447-2286 (279 amino acids)
Source: RefSeq, a predicted model, not a curated record
CACCAGAACCUUUUCGAAGUCUUCUUGCUGCACAAGAAAGGGUCGAGAGCGCGUGUGGAGAACUACCGACCGAUAUCGUUGAUGCCAGUGGAGGUAAAAGUGCUCUCCAGGGUUCUCGUCGAGCGCUUAAAGCCUCUGAUGCACAAGUUGGUCCAUGAGAACCAGCAAGGUUUCAUCCCCGGUCGCUCGCUCCAUCACCACCUGUUGUUGCUUUUGGACCUGCAAGCCUUCUGCCAGUCCACGGGUCAAUCGGUGUUCGCCGCUUUUCUAGACUUCGAGAAGGCUUAUGACCGAGUCGAUUGGAAGUAUUUGCUUCGUGUCAUGGAACGACAAGGGUUUGGUCCCCGCUUCCUCAAGUGGAUCCACAUUCUUUACUCGAAACCAGCUUGCUCCCUCAUGCUGGACGGCUGGAGCCAACCCAAAUUAUUCCCGUCUCGUGGUGUGAAGCAGGGUGAUCCGCUCUCGCCGUACUUGUUCCUGCUGGCAAUGGUCCCUCUGGGAGUGAUGCUUCGUCGUCAACCGGGCGUUGGUAUCCCUCUGCCUAUGCGCCGCAUUGCUACAAGCCUCUUCUUCGCGGAUGACUCGUUGCUCCUCGCAGCGUCCAUCGAGGGGGUACACGCCCAACUUUUGACAGUCCAAGUCUAUUGCGCGGGCUCCGGAGCCAAAUUAAAUGCCUCCAAGUCAAGACUGCUUCCGCUGUCUGGCACCUCCGCCAGGAUAACUUCGGCUCCGCUGCCGGUAGUCGCAGCCGAUGAACGUGUUCGAUACCUAGACAUCGACUUCGGGUAUAAUGUUAACGCCGAGGCCACGGAGCGGGACCUUGACCAGAAGCUGAGUCAAGCACUGCGACGGUGGCAGUAUCGCGCCCGCACUUUCGAAGGCCGCAAACUGAUAGUGACGACGAUGGUACUCUCCUUGCUCUGGUACAAAGCCCUUCAUCUCGUCAUCCGUCCGACCACGAUCCACAGAUGGCAGCGCAUGAUCAUUGACUUCGUCGUUUACAAGAAAGUACCACCCGCCUCAGCUCGGAUCCGCCUUACCACCGCAGAAUUGGCAGUGACUCCGACAGCGCAAGGAGGCCUCGGUGUCCCAGAACUCGCCUUGUUCCUCACGCGCCACAAGAUGCGACUAUUCCAAGAGUUUGCAGCGACGGUCGAAUUGUCGACCACAUCUGCGAUUCCGCUCUGGGCAGUUCUCCCCCUUUGGGCCGCCUACGGCGGUGAGAUUUCACACUCGACCCGUCUCGACGACAUAUUCUACCUAUCCGCCCGUGGUCGUCAACCUGGCCACGUCACGUCAUGGUGGAAAUGGGCGUGGUGCCAGUGUUACCGGUCUCUCUUCGACUUUCUGGAACCUAUUGGAGCCACUUUCUCUCUAGCUGACUUUAUGCACUGGUUUCUCGGCCGCCAUGAACUGUUCCGGUUUCGUGAUGCCCACGCUUUGUUGAUGAGAGUCUUUCAGAGACUGUCCGUGGUGAUCCACGCCAUUACAACCAGCACCGGUGGUCUACUCGUCGUUCUCCAACGUCCAGACUCAGUCGCCGGUCUACUCGGCGUCACGACACAGUCACGCUUUCGGUUCUUUCCUCAUCUCCGCAAGCAAGAUUGGACCGCGCUCCGAGCCAAACGCCUUCAUUGCGAAGUUAGCGCGCUCAAAGGUCACUCCAACCGACUGGCGCUAGUCAAGCGAUGGAUGCUGCCUACCACAUACGACAUCCAGUUUCGGGUGCUCCAUGAGCUGAUGCACGUGAACAGCAAGCGUUUCUUUCUCCAAACCGGACGCCGCGACCCGACCACCUGCCCCAGACAAGAUUGCUACCAGCGCGAGAGUCUGGCCCACUGCUUUUGGCUCUGCUCACCAACUCAGCAGACGUGGUCUGCACUACGUCCAAUCUGGUCCCUGCUACUCCGUUGCACGCCCUCCUGGUUGGGCUUUCUUCUCGGGACCACGGAGCUGCUUCACUCGAGCUGGGCAGCGCACCACGAACUGGCAUACGGCUUGUGGCUGAUACUCCGCGGCAUUUUCAUACGAGCCACCUGGAUCAACCGAACCAACGACGCUUUCGGUCGGGAAGCUGCUAGCCCCAAGGUCAUUGCUGCCGGCGUCAAGUCCUCCUUCAUUGCCCAUUUGCGCUCGCUCAACCGUCGACGCCACAUGAUCAAGGUCGACACAGCCACUCUGUACUCCUUCAUCCAGCGCCUUGUCUCCGGCCCUGAGGAUGACUCGACGAGCCGCUGCGCGGAUACUCCACGCCCCAGAGUGCCGCUCUGGAUCGCCCAUCGUUAAGAUGCAUAUUUCCGUACUCAGUCAAAUCAGCAUCAAACGAGGUC